GGGAAGUAUGAAAAAGUUGGGGCAAAGUUUAAUGUGUGGCGCCUUUGUUUACCUGACCAGCUGUGUUGCUGCUCACGUGUGGUGGCUGCUGGCGUCUGAUACUUUCAAUAAUAUCAUAGAGAAGAUAUGGGUAAAAGAAGGAAAACUGGAGACAGAAAACAGCAGUGGCAGUCUAACAGUAAGAAAAAUGAGGAUGACACACGCAGAACGCUGCUCGACCCGGAGAGCAGAAGCUUUGUGUAUGAUGAAGUGGAUGAUUUUGAGGAUGACCAGGAUAACUUAGCCCUCAGCAAGGCAAGAAAACUGAUGUCAAAAAAGAAAGAGCCCAAGGAACAAGUGUUGGGUAUCGAUAGUGAUUCUUCUGAUAAUGAUGACGGUGGUGGUGAUGAUGAUGAAGAAGAAAGUGAUGAAGACAACCUGUAUAUGGAGGAUGACAUUGUUGAUGAACCUGAAUUUAAACUUCCCGAUGAACGCGCGUGGGGCUCACACAGACGACGGUACUUUGGUACAGACACCACCGAUGAAAAGAUCAAGAAGAAACUACACACUGAAGAUGAAGAACUGGCCAAACUGGAGGAAGAGACGGCAAGGAAACUCCAGGAACGUAUGGCGGCAGAGCUUCAAGACCUCGUGCCUGAUGACCUUAUCCCCCAGGAGGAAGUUAGUGGAGUGCCUGAAGACGAAGCCUCAAAGUCUAUGGUGGAGGUGGACCUGUCAAGAUUGUCUCGAGCUAAAAAGCUACAGUUGCUUCGGAGGGAAUCACCAGAAUUAAUUCCCCUCCUUGAUGAUCUAAAAGAAAAAUGUGAGGAACUGAACUCUUUUUUGGUUCCACUGGUGGAAGGUGUGGAGACAGGGAAGAUUUCCUCUCUUUCCGUCUGUCAGUACAUCACAACUAGAUACAGACUUCUCCUCAACUAUGUGUGUGUACUGAGCGUAUACAUGGUUACUAAGUGCAGCCAAGAGCCUAUGGGCAAUCAUCCAGUGUUGAGUCGACUAGCCCAGUACCGCCAACUGCUGCAGGAACUUGGCCCCUGUGAUGACCAGCUGAGAAACCAGUUGAAAGAGUUGAUUCCAUCUAUCAUCGCUGACAGAACGGCUAAAUUAAAUGCCUCACCAGCUAAAGUAAAGGGGAAACCAAGGAAGCAGAAAACGUUACAGUUACUGAGCAAUAAGAGCAAGAUGAAAUUAGAGAAGAAAAGAAAGCUCUCCGACUUACUGAACGACUCCCAAUUGUCAGAUAAAGACGAUGUUGUUCCUCAGUUGAAGAAGAAGGAACAAACUCAGGUGGCAGAAGCAAGCAGUGAUGAAGAGCAAGGAGUUAAUGAGUCACCUGCAGUAGAGGAGAAGGAUACGCUGGACCCGGACGGAAGACGUGCCAUUACCUACCAGAUCGCUAAGAACAAGGGGCUGCUGCCAUCACGUAAGAAGGAACAGAGGAACCCAAGAGUCAAAUACAGGAAUAAGUAUAAGAAUAAACUCAAGAAAAGAACAGGACAGGUGCGUGAGGUGCGGAAAGAGAUACAGCGGUACGGAGGUGAGGUGGCAAGCAUCAGGUCCCACACAAUUAAGAGUAUAAAAAUCAAGUGAAUACACCUCAUUGAUGAUCAAUUUCAUGCAUUGUCAAGUGAGAAAAAUUAUAAUUUCAGUAUGUAGUUACUGCACAUGGGAAAAUGAUUAGUUUAGUUACAGUACAUUACAUGGAAAAUUAUAAUACAGUACCUGUAGUUUUUUGCAGCAGGAAAAAGAUUGUCCAUUUCCAUACUUACAACACUUUUAUAAAAUAACUGACGGCUGGAGCGUUUACUGUUGCCUUUAGCGUGUGACAUACUUCAUUGACUGAAGAAUGACCAUCACUGUCAUAACUUUUGUUAUAAACAGUGUUACUUUGGUCAAACCCAACCAAAAUAUAGAUUCCUUCUUGUGCACUCCAAUAAAUAAAUCCACUAUUG
This is a messenger RNA of Homarus americanus (American lobster), 1949 nucleotides long. RefSeq names its product something about silencing protein 10-like. Gene Ontology annotation, cellular component: nucleolus; small-subunit processome. Gene Ontology annotation, biological process: maturation of SSU-rRNA from tricistronic rRNA transcript (SSU-rRNA, 5.8S rRNA, LSU-rRNA). Lineage: Eukaryota; Metazoa; Arthropoda; Malacostraca; Decapoda; Nephropidae. The transcript is spliced from 11 exons. The coding region runs from base 127 to 1587 and encodes 486 amino acids. The record is from RefSeq and is a predicted model, not a curated record.